AAUGUCAAUUUCCUUACAUUUACGACGGUGUUGAAGUAGUCAUGUAUCUCUAUUUUCAACUAUAAUAUAUUUUAAAAUCUGUUUCAUAUCUGGAAUUGAUAGUUUAAUAUAAUAUGAGUUACUUAAGUGAUCUAUCACAAACUAAUGAAUAUUUAAGUUUUCGUAGUAGUAUACCACUACGAAAAAUAGAUGUUGACUCAGAUGAUACCAAGACGUGGAAAAUAUUUGACAGUGGCCCCAAAUCUGUUAGUUGUCCACUUAUAUGUUUGCCACCAGUCUCGGGUACAGCCGAUAUUUUUUACAAACAGAUCAUGGGUCUCACUACACGAGGCAUUCGCGUUAUUGGAGUAGAACCUCCGCCUUAUUGGAAUUUAAAAGAGUGGUGUGAUGGAUUCAAACGACUAAUUGAUUACCUUGAACUAGAUAAAAUACAUAUAUUUGGUGCUUCACUAGGUGGAUUUUUAGCACAGAAAUUUACAGAAAUAACAAAAAAUUGUCCCCGUGUUGCAUCCCUUAUUUUAUGUAACACCUUCACUGACACAACUGUGUUUGAAUAUCACGACUCUGUAGCUCUAUUCUGGCUUCUACCAUCUUUAGUGCUGAAGCGCAUGUUGAUGGGAAAUUUCACAUGUGAAAAAGUUGACAAGAGAAUUGCAGAAUCAAUAGAUUUCAUGGUUGAAAGGCUUGAAACAUUGACACAGUCUGAGUUAGCAUCAAGACUAACUCUGAACUGUACACCGAGUUAUGUUCAACCCCAGAUACUUGGUGACAUUCCCAUCACAAUUAUGGAUGUUUGGGACGAUGGUGCCCUUAGUUCAAGAGUUCGGGAGGACCUUUACAAGUCAUACCCACAUGCUAAAUUGGCUCAUUUAAAAAGCGGUGGCAAUUUUCCCUAUUUGAGUAGAAGUGACGAAGUUAAUUUGCAUUUAUUGAUACAUUUGCGCCAAUUCGACGGCACUGAUCUAUCCGCUUCAUAUUUAAAUCUCCACAAGAUUUCACCACAAAAUCAAACCGAAGAAGGGACAGUGAGCUAUUUUAACCAAAAGGAUAAAUUUGUUAAAAUAUUGUGAAGUUCGUUUACUUGUUGCUCUUUGCAAUAGUAAUGUCUAUUAUGGGUGUGUUAAAGUACAUAAUUUAUAACAAUAUGUUACGUUAAAGUGUGCUUAAAAUGAUAAUAUUAUUUAAUAAUCUGUGAGGCGUCAUAUCACGAUCGACUGUAAAGAAUUUGUAAUAUAUCAAUUUUCUAUAACCGUAAAUAAAAGUGACAAUUCAAUCAUGUUAAAAUUAA
Messenger RNA from Danaus plexippus (monarch butterfly), 1288 nucleotides. RefSeq names its product maspardin-like. Lineage: Eukaryota; Metazoa; Arthropoda; Insecta; Lepidoptera; Nymphalidae. The record is from RefSeq and is a predicted model, not a curated record. The transcript is spliced from 5 exons. The coding region runs from base 114 to 1070 and encodes 318 amino acids.